ACAAUUGCUCACAGUACAUCAUUCACGUACAGACGUUACAAUAACCUACACUAUGAUCGCUUUUGUUCUACUCGCCCUUGUGGCUUCGGCCUCGGCUGGUGUCUUCGUCAACGACGUCUGCCCCGAUGUGAAGCCUGUUGAGAACUUCGAUUUUAAAGCUUUCGGAUCAGGCAAAUGGUAUGAACUCGCCAAGUACCCCAACAAAGUUGAGACCGGAGGAGUUUGCGGCUGGGCCGAGUACGUACUGAACGGUGAUGUCUUCUCCAUCACCAACUACGAUGUGUCCAAGAACAAACUCCGCCUCAUCACUGGAUCUGGCAAACUACGCGAUGACGCUGGAACUAGUGGCAGAAUGAUCUUCAGCUAUCCCUAUGGAGCUGGCGGUUCUAUCUCGGAGCAUAAAGUGUAUGCCCUCUACAGUGAUGACAAGACCACCGUACUCUACUAUUGCCAAGAAAAUGCAGACAAGAAGACCCGCGAAGACUACUCGUGGAUCUUCUCUCGCUCCAAGACCUUCGAGGGUAAUUCCAAGGCUUCUGUCGAGAAGUACAUCAACGACAACACUUUCCUCGACUACGGCAAAUUCGCCUGGACCGACUUCUCAGACGAUGCCUGCAAAUAUGAGGCAUAAGGCACGCGAAGACAAUUUAGAAUG
Messenger RNA from Bicyclus anynana (squinting bush brown), 655 nucleotides. Its product is annotated as bilin-binding protein. Bases 53 to 631 code for a protein of 192 amino acids. The transcript has 4 exons. The record is from RefSeq and is a predicted model, not a curated record. Lineage: Eukaryota; Metazoa; Arthropoda; Insecta; Lepidoptera; Nymphalidae. Gene Ontology annotation, molecular function: pigment binding.